AUGACGCGGCAGCGCCCUACGUCCAUUCACCCAUUGCCAAAUGUCGAUCCUCUCGAUUUCCGAAGCCCUACCGCCAUCACUUCAUUCUUAAAUAUCCAGCCACGUCAUGAGGCACACGGGAAGGGUAAGCGUCCAAGCGACACUGAACAGACACAGACGAACACAAGGAUUAAACCCUACUUAGAGGCACACGGGAAGGGUAAGCGUCCAAACGACACUGAACAGUCACAGACGAACACAAGGAAUAAACCCUACUUAGAGGCACACGGGAAGGGUAAGCGUCCAAACGACACUGAACAGACACAGACGAACACAAGGAAUAAACCCUACUUAGAGGCACACGGGAAGGGUAAGCGUCCAAACGACACUGAACAGUCACAGACGAACAUAAGGAAUAAACCCUACUUAGAGGCACACGGGAAGGGUAAGCGUCCAAGCGACACUGAACAGACACAGACGAACACAAGGAAUAAACCCUACUUAGAGGCACACGGGAAGGAGGCACACGGGAAGGGUAAGCGUCCAAACGACACUGAACAGACAGAGACGAACACAAGGAAUAAACCCUACUUAGAGGCACACGGAGAUGGUAAGCGUCCAAACGACACUGAACAGACACAGACGAACACAAGGAAUAAACCCUACUUAGAGGCACACGGGGAGGGUAAGCGUCACAACGACACUGAACAGACACAGACGAACACAAGGAAUAAACCCUACUUAGAGGCACACGGAGAGGGUAAGCGUCCAAACGACACUGAACAGACACAGACGAACACAAGGAAUAAACCCUACUUAGAGGCACACGGAGAGGGUAAGCGUCCAAACGACACUGAACAGACACAGACGAACACAAGGAAUAAACCCUACUUAGAGGCACACGGGAAGGGUAAGCGUCCAAACGACACUGAACAGACACAGACGAACACAAGGAAUAAACCCUACUUAGAGGCACACGGAGAGGGUAAGCGUCACAACGACACUGAACAGACACAGACGAACACAAGGAAUAAACCCUACUUAGAGGCACACGGGAAGGGUAAGCGUCCAAACGACACUGAACAGACACAGACGAACACAAGGAAUAAACCCUACUUAGAGGCACACGGGAAGGGUAAGCGUCCAAACGACACUGAACAGACACAGACGAACACAAGGAAUAAACCCUACUUAGAGGCACACGGGAAGGGUAAGCGUCCAAACGACACUGAACAGACACAGACGAACACAAGGAAUAAACCCUACUUAGAGGCACACGGGAAGGGUAAGCGUCCAAACGACACUGAACAGACACUGAACAGUCACAGACGAACACAAGGAAUAAACCCUACUUAG
Molecule: messenger RNA, 1335 nt
Organism: Mya arenaria
Lineage: Eukaryota; Metazoa; Mollusca; Bivalvia; Myida; Myidae
Product: replication initiator 1-like
Exons: 3
Coding region: 1-1335 (444 amino acids)
Source: RefSeq, a predicted model, not a curated record